AUGCGUUGUUCUUCAUGGAAAAAGAUGGUUGCCGCUCUCUCAACACUGUUUCUCUUUCAUGAACUUGGCUUCGCCUACGAAGAUCUAGGCUUCCCUUUUAUGCACCUAGCAACAACAGCUCCAGUGGUGUCAUACUACGAUUACAUUAUCGUUGGGGGAGGCACUGCCGGCUGCCCUCUAGCUGCGACACUUUCCCAAACCUCCUCCGUACUCCUUCUAGAACGUGGAGGCUCUCCAUUCAAUAACCCCAACAUCACACACUUAUCAACAUUUGGGGCUGCCCUCUCAGAUCUCUCCCCAAAAUCCCCUUCCCAACGUUUUGUCUCUGAGGACGGCGUAUUUAAUGCCAGGGCCCGUGUGCUGGGGGGUGGAACCUCCCUAAAUGCCGGUUUCUAUUCACGGGCUGGAUCAGAUUUUGUUGCUAGCGUAGGGUGGGAUCCAAAGUUGGUCAAUCACUCAUACCGGUGGGUUGAAAGGAUGGUGGCUUUUCAUCCCCCUGUGAGACAGUGGCAGUCUGCAGUUAGAAAUAGCUUGUUAGAGAUUGGCAUACGCCCAUACAAUGGCUACACACUUGACCAUUUAUAUGGUACAAAAGUAGGACGGACUAUUUUUGAUGCAAAUGGACGUAGACAUACCGCUGCAGACCUGCUUCAUUAUGCAAACCCUGCUGGGCUCACAAUUUAUUUACGCGCACCUGUUAAGAAAAUACUAUUUACAGCUGAGGGGAAAAGAAAGCCAAGAGCCAAAGGGGUGAUCUUUACAGAUGCAAGUGGGCGAAGGCAUUGGGCUUACUUAAGAAGAGGGCCUAGUAACGAAGUUAUAGUUUGUUCCGGAGCACUAGGAAGCCCGCAACUUCUAAUGUUGAGUGGGAUUGGCCCACAGGAACACCUUGAUGACCAUGGUAUAUCUGUGGUUUUGAACCAACCCUUAGUGGGUCAAGGGAUGUCCGAUAAUCCAAUGAAUGCAGUUUUCAUACCGUCUCCUAGACCGGUUGAGGUGUCUCUCAUUGAAGUCGUUGGCAUCACUAGCAAUGGAAUUUACAUCGAGGGCGCGAGCGGUGAACACUUUUCUGGUGGAACUCGAACCAGGCGUGAUUUUGGGAUGUUUUCCCCAAAGAUUGGACAAUUUGCGACUUUGCCACCAAAACAGAGAACAGAAAAGGCGCUAAAUAGGGCAAUAGAGGCAAUGAGGUUCCUUCCCCGAAGUGCUUUCGUUGGAGGGUUUAUCUUGGAAAAGAUUAUGGGUCCACUGUCACGGGGUCAUCUUAAGCUUAGGUCAUUAAACCCAAAUGACAACCCUUCAGUCACAUUUAAUUACUUCAAAAACCCGGGAGAUCUGGAAAGAUGUGUUGAAGGGAUCAAAAUUAUUGAAAGGGUGAUUGAAUCAAGAUCAUUUUCAAGAUUUCGCUACAACUACCUUCCCAUCUCACGUCUUCUACGCAUCAUGACUAAUUCGCCAGUAAAUUUGUUGCCUAAACAUGCAAAUGCAUCUAGAUCUUUAGAACAGUUUUGUAGAGACACAGUUAUGACCAUAUGGCAUUACCAUGGAGGGUGUCAAGUCGACAAAGUGGUGGAUAGUGAUUAUAGAGUUUUUGGUGUGGAUGCACUUAGGGUCAUCGACGGUUCAACUUUUGAUUUUUCUCCUGGAACUAAUCCUCAAGCUACUGUAAUGAUGCUUGGAAGGUACAUGGGUGUUAAACUGUUGCGCGAGAGACUUUCAAAAGAUGGAAUACUAUAA
This is a messenger RNA of Erigeron canadensis, 1737 nucleotides long. RefSeq names its product protein HOTHEAD-like. NCBI's taxonomy places the organism in Eukaryota, Viridiplantae, Streptophyta, Magnoliopsida, Asterales, Asteraceae. The record is from RefSeq and is a predicted model, not a curated record. The transcript has 4 exons. Bases 1 to 1737 code for a protein of 578 amino acids. Gene Ontology annotation, molecular function: oxidoreductase activity, acting on CH-OH group of donors; flavin adenine dinucleotide binding.